This is a messenger RNA of Microthlaspi erraticum, 1083 nucleotides long. NCBI's taxonomy places the organism in Eukaryota, Viridiplantae, Streptophyta, Magnoliopsida, Brassicales, Brassicaceae. The record is from the annotation of a GenBank genome assembly.
AUGAGUGAGACAGAGUCAGCAGCAAUCUCCCACAUUUAUCCUCACCAAAAUCCACCUAUUUUCCUAACGCAGAUAUCAAUCGGCGAACCGGCGGUUCCACUAUUACUUAUUGUAGACACGGGAAGUAGUUUCACAUGGAUCAAAUGUGGAGCAUGCAACACAUGUCAUUCUCAACUUCCGGGAUAUGAUCCAAUGGUUUCAUUAACGUACAAGAGCGUGAGCUGUGAUAAUUCUUCUUAUAGCUCCUCUCCUGCGUUGUUCCCCGUUAAGAAAACCGGAGAAUGUCAUUAUCGUCAGGUGUACUUCCACGGCUCAGAAAGCAGAGGUACCUUAGCCAAGGAAACGAUACAGUUUGAGACUGAUGACGACGGGUUUGUUUCAAUUCAAAAUGUAGAUUUUGGAUGUGCGCAAGACAUCAUCAAUGGAUCCGACGUCGGAAGUGGUGUACUUGGGUUAGCAUACGAAAAUUUAUCAAUUCUUAAACAUUUUGAAAACAAAUUUUCUUUAUGUUUUGAGACAUUAAGCAAUGAUCCGAAUUCCGGUCAUAGCUUUCUAGCACUAGGAGAUGGAGCAAGGACGACAGGACAAUCCACAGUUUUAUUUAUGAAGUAUGGUCAUUACCAUGUUGACCUCGAGACAAUCAGUGUCAAUGGAAGAGAUAUUCCAAAUUAUUUGACACACAUCAAAGGAAAUACAAUCAUCGACACGGGGACUACUCUACUCAAUCUGGCUGGAAAAUCGUACAAUGAGCUCAAGAGUCAUAUAGACAGCUUUCUUGACGGGCACCUAAACAGCUUCAUUGAUGGUAAUUUAGUAUGUUACAAUGGGACAAUUCAACGUCAGCUUCAACGAUUGCCUAGAAUUACAUUGACCUUCUACAAGGGGGCUUCUUUAGAGUUAGACCCGACCAGCCUUUUUCACCAGUUUAGUGAUAAAUACUUCUGUUUAGCUGUGAUGAUGACCCCAGAAGAAAUUGAUCUAAACAUCAUCGGGAUAACGGCGCUUCAAAAUUAUAAUGUCGGUUUCGAUCUGGAAGACGAAACUAUAUUUUUUGACAAAAUCUCAUGCGACUAUCUGAAUUAA